CCAGGGUGAUACCAAUGGUCAUUCAGUUUUCUAUUCUGAUCAUGUUGCACUCCGCUCUUGUGCUAAUCACUACGGCAGAGGACUACAAAUGUUUACCCUUAAUGCUCCGGAAAACUUGCUGCUGGAUUAAUGAGACCUACCUGGCCAGGAAUGUCAUUAUAUUUGCAUCCAUCCUGAUUAAUUUUCUUGGAGCCAUCAUCAAUAUUCUAUGGUGUGAUUUUGACAAACCAGUAACCCUGAAGAACCAGACUUUCAAUUCAUCUGCAUCUUUUACGGACAUCUGUUCCUAUCCUGAGUAUUUUGUCUUCACUGGUGUGCUGGCAAUGGUGACUUGUGCAGUCUUUCUUCGUCUCAACUCUGUCCUGAAGCUGGCAGUACUUCUCAUCAUGAUUGCGAUCUAUUCUCUGCUGACUGAGACCAUUUACGCUUCUCUUUUUCUGCAAUAUGACAACUUUAACCACAAUGGAGACACAGACUUCCUGGGUACAAAGGAGGCAUCUUUACUACUGAUGGCAAUGUUCCUUUUAGCUGUAUUUUAUCACGGUCAACAG
Messenger RNA from Pterocles gutturalis (yellow-throated sandgrouse), 551 nucleotides. Its product is annotated as adenylate cyclase type 8-like. The record is from RefSeq and is a predicted model, not a curated record. The annotation marks the transcript as partial. Gene Ontology annotation, molecular function: adenylate cyclase activity. Gene Ontology annotation, biological process: cAMP biosynthetic process; adenylate cyclase-activating G protein-coupled receptor signaling pathway. NCBI's taxonomy places the organism in Eukaryota, Metazoa, Chordata, Aves, Pterocliformes, Pteroclidae. The transcript is spliced from 4 exons.